This is a messenger RNA of Anarrhichthys ocellatus (wolf-eel), 2985 nucleotides long. Its product is annotated as probable histone deacetylase 1-B. Bases 73 to 1521 code for a protein of 482 amino acids. NCBI's taxonomy places the organism in Eukaryota, Metazoa, Chordata, Actinopteri, Perciformes, Anarhichadidae. The transcript is spliced from 12 exons. Gene Ontology annotation, biological process: heterochromatin formation. The record is from RefSeq and is a predicted model, not a curated record. Gene Ontology annotation, molecular function: histone deacetylase activity. Gene Ontology annotation, cellular component: NuRD complex.
AGUUCCCUGGUGCACGAGACGAGAGGAGAGCCGGUGGGCACUUAACAGUGUGGAGUAAUUGGGGGGUGUAAAAUGGCGCUGUCUCAAGGAACAAAGAAAAAAGUUUGCUAUUACUAUGACGGGGAUGUGGGGAACUACUACUACGGCCAGGGCCAUCCCAUGAAACCACACAGGAUCCGCAUGACGCACAACCUCCUCCUCAACUAUGGACUGUACAGGAAAAUGGAGAUUUACAGACCGCACAAAGCCAGCGGUGAGGAGAUGACAAAAUACCACAGUGAUGACUACAUUAAGUUUCUGAGGUCCAUCCGACCCGACAACAUGUCUGAGUACAGCAAACAGAUGCAGCGAUUCAAUGUCGGAGAAGACUGUCCGGUGUUCGAUGGUCUGUUUGAGUUCUGCCAGCUCUCAACGGGUGGAUCUGUCGCUGGGGCAUUGAAGUUGAACAAGCAGCAGACGGAUAUCGCCGUCAACUGGGCCGGCGGACUCCACCACGCGAAGAAGUCUGAGGCGUCGGGUUUCUGCUACGUCAACGACAUCGUCCUGGCCAUUCUCGAGCUGCUGAAGUACCACCAGAGGGUCCUAUACAUAGACAUUGACAUCCAUCACGGCGAUGGAGUGGAGGAGGCCUUCUACACGACAGACCGGGUCAUGACCGUCUCUUUCCACAAGUAUGGGGAGUACUUCCCCGGUACCGGAGACCUGCGGGACAUCGGAGCUGGAAAGGGCAAGUACUACGCAGUAAACUACCCGCUGAGAGACGGCAUCGACGAUGAGUCCUAUGAAGCGAUCUUCAAACCUAUCAUGGCUAAAGUCAUGGAGAUGUACCAGCCGAGUGCUGUUGUCCUCCAGUGUGGAGCGGAUUCCCUUUCUGGAGACAGACUGGGCUGCUUCAACCUCACCAUCAAAGGCCAUGCCAAAUGUGUGGAGUACAUCAAAGGUUUCAACCUGCCCCUGCUGAUGCUGGGCGGCGGAGGCUACACCAUCCGCAACGUGGCCCGCUGCUGGACGUACGAGACGGCCGUCGCCCUGGACUGCUCCAUCCCCAACGAGCUGCCCUACAACGACUACUUUGAGUACUUCGGGCCCGACUUCAAGCUGCACAUCAGCCCGUCCAACAUGACCAACCAGAACACCAACGAGUACCUGGAGAAGAUCAAGCAGCGUCUGUUUGAAAACCUCCGCAUGCUGCCGCACGCUCCCGGUGUCCAGAUGCAGGCGAUCCCCGAGGACGCCCCCCACCCGGACAGCGGAGACGAGGACGAGGAGGAGGGUGACAAACGCGUCUCCAUCCGGGCCCACGACAAAAGGAUAGCCUGCGAGGAGGAGUUCUCCGACUCUGAGGACGAGGCGGAGGGGCAGGGAGGAGGCCGCAGGAACGCAGCCAACCACAAGAAGGCCAAACGAGUGAAGAAGGAGGAAGAGAAGGAAGGGGAGGAAAAGAAAGAAGUGAAAGAGGAGGAGAAAGAGGAAGAGAAGAUGGACACAUCAGGACCAAAAGAAGAGGUGAAGACCACUUGAAGUGUGACACCAGGAGGAAGAGUUGGUUGUGCUGUUGUCCUCAAUCCCCACUGAUUCCUGUAUUCUCCUGCUGUGACAAUGGGAGCCUUUUUGUAUCCCUGUUUUAUGAUGUGUUCUUAUGGCCAAGCCUGGUUUACACUGUAGUAUUUACGUUUGUUACCAGCCUCAGUGAAACACCGGUCCGCAUCUGGAGCCUCUUGAAGUAUAAAACAAAUGACACACGGAUCCUCUUUUCAACUCUUUUUGUGAACCCGGUCUGCUGUGAAGAAAAGCACUCAGAUCAUUACUGUUCCUAUCAUGGUGUUACAGAUUUAAACAGGCUUGCGGGGCUCACGGUCGAAGUACCUGCAGAGAUGACGAUGAUUUAUAAGUAUAGUGCUCACGUGCAAAAAAAGGCUUUUCUGUUAGUUUUAAACAUCUAUGAUACUGUAGGAUAACCAGCAUUUGGCUUGCUGUGUUGAUUGAUCAGUGAAUGCAUAUUUAGGAUAAUCUCGCCUUCAGCAUGUAUAUAUUGCUCCCUCUGCGCGGACAGGCCCGAUCGAUGCUCAGUAACUUAUUUUAAUUCAUGAGCGGUCCCUUCAGCCCACCUUCCUGUGAACAUGGUCAGUGUUUUCUUUCUUGUGGAAGUGUGAAUGGUCGUGAACCUCUUCAGAGGUUCGGAAGUGAGUGACUUGUUUUUGAUAUUUUAUACCAUUAUACAUAAAGGUGGAGUGAGCUGGUUAAAUGGACCCUCUACAUGUGGUUGUUUGGAGUUUUAUCCUUGUGAAAUGUGCAUUAUCAUAAUUUUAAUAAAAAAUGAAGUGAUCCACGUUUUUCCUCCCAAUUUUAUUUAUACACCCUCAACAGAAAACAACUAAUUAUGUAUUUUGCUUUUGGUUUAGAUUCCAUUACUUUAUCUACGGUUUUUAUUUCUGGUAACUGUUAAAGGAUUAGAAAUUGUUGCAUAUAUCAGACAACUUGUAUUCAUUCAUUUUAUGGUGACGUGUGGUGGAAUAGCAGAACAAAAAUUAAAUUAACUCAAAUUUAACUUAUUUGUAGAAUCGGACACCAUUGGUUGGAACUUCAGUUCAUCGUCUCUCCUUCCUGACUGAAGCUGUGGUCAAAGUAAUGAAGCCUUACUAAUCCGUCAUCUCCACUGCUGAAGCUAAACCGUACAGGAAUCAUGUUGGCAGAGAUGCAUGAAGAAGCUUAACGUUUGUGGUCAGUGUGUGUUAGUCUCUUACAUGGGGAUGGAAGGCCACACUUGAUGAGGCCGAUAUAACUUGAGCCUUUUUGCUAUUUUUCCGACAUACUAUACUACGCCACAACAUACUAUGACUAAUUUUACAUACUCAUAACUUUUUGUUUCUUUUUACAUACCGUUCAGGCAAAGGCUGUUUGACUUGCCCGUGUGAUUCUCUAAACUUCGAUAUGUCAGGAACACCCGGACGGACUCUCUUUAAAUUUCGACUCCCGGAUGGACGA